AUGGCAGAUAACAACGCUAAAGAAGAUUCGGUUUAUAACGAUGCUAAUGUAAAAACUCAUGAUGAAGGAAAAAAAUUUGAAAAAGAUGUUAAUGGGAAUAAUUAUGAUGAAGAAAAUAAUAUCGAAAUAGAAUCAGAAGAUGGUUCUGAAAUUGGAAUAAUCUCAGCAGCCGUUAAUACAAACGAUGAUCCAAGUUUACCAUGUUUGACUUUUCGAUUUUGGGUGUUAAGUACCGAACACGUGUGUAUAGCCGCUGCCGCUACCGCAGGUGGUAUUUCUGCGUUUGCUGUGGACAUCAUUUCAAUCCAAGAAUUAUUCUAUAAUACUCGAGUUAAUUUCUUAGUUGGUUUUCUGUUAAUGCUUAGCACGCAGAUGAUUGGAUAUGGACUCGUUGGAUUGGUUCGAAAAUAUUUGGUUCAUUCACCUAAAAUGAUAUGGCCUCAAUCUCUUGUCUAUGCCAACAUGUACAACACAUUACAUGGCAAUACUUCAGAAACAAAUGAUAAAAUUCGGUUUUUUUAUAUCGCUUUUAUUUCAAUGUUCGUUUGGCAGUUUGUACCAGAAUACAUGUUUACUUGGUUAGCCAAUGUUGCUAUAUUAUGUCUUAUAGCUCCAAAUAAUAAUGCGAUAAAGACAUUGGGGAGUGUUUAUAAAGGUGCUGGACUUCUUAAUUUUUCUUUUAAUUGGAACGCUAUUGGUCAUGCAGCUCCCUUGUACACUCCAUGGUGGUCUCAGAUAAAUUCUUACAUUGGUGUCGUGUUAGCAAUUUGGGUUAUUGGUCCUUUAUUGUACUUUAAUAAUGUCUUUGAUGCCCAAAAAUUUCCUUUCUUAUCAAUUCAUUCAUAUGACAAAGAUGGAAAAAUAUAUAAUCAGACAAAAAUCAUUAAUCCAACAACUGGUGCUCAUAAUGUUACUGCAUAUGAAAAUUAUAGUCCUGUAUUUUUAUCUGCUACAUUUGCUGUUUGUUAUGGUUAUUCUUUUAUGCAAUUACCCGCAACUAUUUGUCAUGUGGUACUAUUUCAUGGGAAGGAAGUUUGGAAUCAAUACAAAAAAACCAAAGAAGAAGAGGAUGAAGCUGAUAUCCAAUCUGAAUUGGUGUGCGGUUUUAUUUUACCUGGUCGUCCUAUCGCAAACAUAUAUUUUAAAAUUUAUGGACGUGUGUCAUUGUCACAAUGUCUGUUAUUUGUUCAAGAUCUAAAAUUAGGUCAUUAUAUGAAAAUUCCGCCAAGAAGUAUGUUCAAAUCACAAAUAUGGGGUACAUUUGUUGGCAUAAUUAUAAACUAUUGGGCAUUGAAUAUUAUAAUCAAUAAGAAAAGAAUUUACCUUGAUGGUACAAAACCUGAUCCAAGUGGUCAAUGGACUGGCCUUAAAUCAGAGAUAUUCAAUACUGCAUCUAUAGUGUGGGGAUUAAUUGGACCAGAAAGGACUUUUGGAUCUAGCUCAAUUUAUAAUUUACUCCUCUGGGGCUUUUUAAUUGGUGGCUUUUUACCAAUACCAUUCUACUUACUUCAUCGAAAGUUUCCAAACGCAAAGUUUAACUUUGUGAAUAUCCCCGUGAUAUUUCAUGGUCUAACAACUUUCCCUGGAACUUUACCAAAUUUCAUAAUUACUGGAUUUAUUGUUAGCUUUUUGAGUCAAUUUUAUGCAUUUCGUUAUAAGAAUAAGUGGUGGAAAAAGUAG
Molecule: messenger RNA, 1680 nt
Organism: Dentiscutata erythropus
Lineage: Eukaryota; Fungi; Glomeromycota; Glomeromycetes; Diversisporales; Gigasporaceae
Source: the annotation of a GenBank genome assembly